GGCCGCCCCGCCAUGUCGCGGAGCCCGGGGCGGCGGCCGCAGUUGUGAGUACGGGCGGGCCCGGGGCUCCGCCUCGCAGGGACGCCCCGCCAGGUGGAGGAACAAGCCUCUUUGGAGGUUUCUUCUUGGUGCCAGUUUGCAGCCCUAGUUAGUUGAGGGCACAGCAUUGCAGGCUGUAUGUACCGAGUCAUUCAGACAACGGGACCAGAUGGAAAAAACCUUCUGAAAUUGCUUCCCAUUUCUAAAACUUCUGGAAGCUUUGUACCAAUAGUUCAGUCUCCAGCCAUGCCAAAUAAUUCUAAUGCAAAUGUUUCUAGCCCAGUCCAUCUUACUAUUACGACACAGAUUGGCAAUACUGCUGCACCUCCAUCUGUUAAGAUACCGAUUUUUCAGUCUCCUAAUCCUGGAAAGAUUAUUCUUACGAGGACAUUAGACAAGCAGGAAAGUGCUAGGGCAGGUUCUGAAAAGGAAAGCUUAAUUCCAAACGCAGCUGCCAAUGCCCAGAGCAGCUGUGUGCCCAUGGAUGGAGUGUCCUUGCAGAAUGUGGCCAUCACGAGCUCCUCUCACCAGAGCAGCCCAGCCCGCACAGUGGUGAACACCAAACCCCUCCCAGUGACUGUUAAGUCUCCAGUGCUGCCCUCCGGACACCACCUCCAGAUUCCAGCUGAUGCAGAAGUGAAAUCUGUCCCAGCAUCUCUUUUGCCACCUGCAAUACAGCAAAAAAUCCUGGCAGCUGCAGCCACCAAUGUGUCUGGAGGGGCUGACAGUACAAAAGCACCAACAGUGAUUUACGUGUCACCCGUAAACACAGUGAAAACCUCCCAAGUCCUGCCCAAGCACUUGCAGAGCUUUUGCCCUCAACCUGCCACGGAAGUUUCAAAGACAGUGAUAGUGACAGCUGCCCAGAAGGGAUCUGGUUCUUCUCCUGAGCCAGUCACAUCCAAGGGGCAGCAGUGCCAGCAAACUCCCAUGAAAUGGAUUGUGCAAGAAACUGCCUCGCUCUCAGCAGCUUGUCGUAUCCCUGUAAAGUCUUCAAGUAAUGUGGCUUCCAAGAUCCUGAAAACUUUGUCAGACACGAAGAAUAUAGAAGUCAACCCUGCAAAUAUUUUACCACUCUGUUCUAAUGGUCCUGGUGGAAGCCAAACUAAAAUCACACGUUUAAAAGAUAAUGCUCUGGUCAUGUACAAUGGGAAAGUCUAUUUAUUGACCAAAAGAGGCUCUGAUGUUCUGUCAGCCCAGGCUGACAAACAGGCAUCUCCUUCUUCUGAUGCUUUACUUAAAAAGGAGACACCCGAGCAAAUUGAUUCUACUGAAGUCAAUAAAAUAACCAGUAAAGUGGUGAAUCUGGUGUUGACAAAAAGCAAAGGAGUGGUGCUGUCUCAGAAAGACCCAAAACCAUGUACAGUUUCCAAAAAUUCAUCACCAAUUAGCUUAAGAAAUGACUUAAAAUCCACAUCUGCAGCUCUGCUGACACCAAGUGCUAAUCAGCAGGAUCCCACUGUAAUCCAGAGACAGAGUUUGCCCUCCACCAAGAGCGUUUCUUGCAGUGAAGUGAUCCCAGUUCCAGCAGUAGGGAUGCAGGAGAGUGUGAGGCAAAAUGGCAAAGACAUGAGUCAUUCCCCGAGAGCAGCAGGGGCUGUGUUACCUCAGGCUAAGCAGGAAUGUGCUGUCAGUGAAGACUGGCCAAAGAUGCAAUGUGUAAAGAUGGAUUCACCAGGAAAGGUUAUUCCAAUCAAUCACCAAGACCGCUCACACUGGAGACAAUAUUUGGAAUUAAGGAAAAAGUUUGGUCUCUUUAAGGAGGAGAGAGUUUACCUUACUAGAGUACCAUCAAGGGCCUUCUGUGAGAAUCCAGAAGGAGGGGUGUGUUCCAGUGACAGCUUGGAAAGGAAAAAUGAGUCUUGCAGUUCAUCCUCAUUGGAUGUGGAAGUAAUGAGUCAUCAUCAGGAAUGUGUUAAAGAAAAGAUAAUUGUGGAUCUGGAAGAAGAUUUGAUUAGGAAAAGGAAAACAAAAUCCUCACCUUUGUCAGACAGUGGCAAGAGGAGGAGAACUUCAAUCAAAUCAGCCACAAGUCCCAGUUUAGAAGUGACCAGCUCAGGUUCCAGUGUAUCUAAUAGGAGUGUUUCACCUGCACCAGCCCCAGCACAGCCAAGCGUUCCCGCUGGCUUCAGCGGAGUGUCCCAGGAGAGGGACUUGGAGCAGGACACGUUCCCCCGGUACAGUGACACUACCCACCCAGGGAUUUCAGUUUUAGUCACUUCCGAAGAGGAUACUUCCAUUCUGGAAGGUUCUUUCCGAGAUGAUGCCUUCCCUAUGGCUCCCCCAGACCUGGAGGAGACGAUACGGGAGGAGAGAAUCAAGCGGCUGAAGCAGACCCUGCGGCAGCAGAACGCGGCGCUGGAGGAGCUGCGCCGGGAGAGGCAGCAGAGCUGAGCCCCCUGCCCUGGGGGUCCCAGCCUCAUGCUUCACCUCUGCAGUGACUUCAAGAGGAAAUCCCUUGCCUAAAUGAGUAUUUCUGGUAGAUGGAAGAACUAGAUGGAUUUUAAGUAUGUGUGUAUUUAGAGAACUGUAGGUUUUUGUUAAAUGCCAGAAAUAAGAGAGUUGACCAUCACAUUCUACUUCUAGGACGUGAUCCAAGAGCACAGACAAAGGGCAUUUUUAGCAGCAUAUUCCCCAUAUUUUGAAUAGAGGGGGUCCUGUAUUAGCAAAUAAACUUUCCCCUUUUGAAUUCCAUGGCCUGGCUUUUAGAACCCCAAUGAAAAUUGCAAACCCUCGUUGUAGAUACCUUUUUGUUUGUUUUUCUUAUGUGCAUGAGAACUUUCAUAACUCCUGAGAACUGUUAAUUUUCAGAAGAGGUCAACAGUCAGUGGUUAUUGGACUUUAGACAGUAACAGUGCAGAUAUUUGUACAAAACCUCUUGCAGAUGUGAAGACCGAGGCAGGAGGAACCCUGUGACAGUUGUUUGGAUUCAUGGUUUCUCUGUCAUUAUUGUGAGCCUUUAUAAGGCCAUGGCCAGCUGUGCAAUGUGGAAAUUAGUUUGUGGGGUUGUUUUGGAAGAGUGGGAUGUAUUUUUUUUUAAGAAGAAUUAUGUUAAUAAUAAUUUCUUCAAGCUAAAAGACUUUA
This is a messenger RNA of Zonotrichia leucophrys gambelii, 3123 nucleotides long. It is a transcript of the gene LRIF1, whose product is annotated as ligand dependent nuclear receptor interacting factor 1. Bases 178 to 2433 code for a protein of 751 amino acids. The transcript has 5 exons. NCBI's taxonomy places the organism in Eukaryota, Metazoa, Chordata, Aves, Passeriformes, Passerellidae. The record is from RefSeq and is a predicted model, not a curated record. Gene Ontology annotation, biological process: regulation of DNA-templated transcription. Gene Ontology annotation, molecular function: nuclear retinoic acid receptor binding.